UAAAUUCAACCCUUCUUCUCCAGCCCCAUCUAUAAAUACCAAAGCUUUGUCCUUUAAUUUUCAGGUCGCAUCUCUUUCUUUUUACCCUCAUUUUCAAAAUAACAAGAACAAACAGUACUCAACACACAGAAGUCUACGAUCCUUCAAGAUCAAGAUCCCUUUUGUUCAUCAAGAAAAAGAAAGCUUUAAUUUGAUAUUCGUUCAUUCAUUGUUCUUUUUUUAUCUUUCUUUUCGUAAUGGUGAAGUCUGAGCAAAAGAUCCAAUCAGGGACAUCAAAGGCAAUGGCAGCAAAAUCAUCAUUAUCAGCAGCAGCAGCAGCAGCAGCAGCAGCAAGCAAGAAGAAAUACAAGGGAGUGAGGAUGAGAAGCUGGGGUUCAUGGGUUUCAGAGAUAAGAGCACCAAAUCAGAAAACAAGAAUAUGGUUAGGUUCUUAUUCUACUGCUGAAGCUGCUGCUAGAGCCUAUGAUGCUGCUCUUUUAUGUCUCAAAGGCUCUUCAGCCAAUCUCAACUUCCCUAUCACUUCUUCGCAUUACAUUCCUGACACUGUUAUGUCUCCCAAGUCCAUCCAAAGAGUAGCUGCAGCUGCUGCUAAUAGCUUUGUGGACAACGCCGCCGCCACCACCACCACCACCACCACCACUACCACCACCCCAUCAUCAGUAUCUUCACCACCUCUUCCCUCUUCCUUUUCCUCAGCACCCUCACCAUCAUCCUCAAUGUCUUCUUCAGUGUCAGAUCAGGUUGAUGACGAUGUAUCAUUAAUGAAAUCUUUUGGGAACUACAGCGAGCCAAUUCCAUUGUUAGACGACGCAUGGUUCAACUUCGAAGACCUGCAAUCACCCAAGUUUCUUGAUCACAUUUUCAAUCCACCGACGACGAUGAUGAUGGAUGAUUUUUUUGAAGGUGAUAUUCGUCUAUGGAGCUUUGCAGAAUAGAAGUCCAAAGAUAAAUUUUCAAGGCCAAAAUAAUAUUUCAUUCUUUUUGUCCAUUAGCUCAUAAAAAACAUAUAUAUAUUCAUUAUUCUUCAAUCUUCAUUGUGGCUUCAAGACAUUACUGACAUAGUAACCUACUGGUUCAUAUGCUAGUGUAUUGAUUUAGGACAGAAACUGAGACUCUCACAUGGGACAGGAAACAUUUUAUUGGACUAUCUCAUGUGAGUUCUCAUAGAUAUAUUGAAAAUUUUUUAUAUGUACUAUCAAAAUUAUUCAUAAGUGUGAUGUGUUUACCUUGUAAUUGAAUAAGAUUAAAGAUGGGAAAUUAUUUUUUAAUUGCAUUAAUUAA
Manihot esculenta (cassava) is the source of this 1281-nucleotide messenger RNA. Its product is annotated as ethylene-responsive transcription factor ERF014. The coding region runs from base 237 to 935 and encodes 232 amino acids. Gene Ontology annotation, molecular function: DNA binding; DNA-binding transcription factor activity. NCBI's taxonomy places the organism in Eukaryota, Viridiplantae, Streptophyta, Magnoliopsida, Malpighiales, Euphorbiaceae. Gene Ontology annotation, biological process: regulation of DNA-templated transcription. The transcript has a single exon. The record is from RefSeq and is a predicted model, not a curated record.